UGAUGGUUGGUUUUAUUUUUGAAGGUUACUACUCGUGGUCAAUCUAUUUCAGCUGUUGUUUAUCUCCGGAAUGGAUCAGUUGACUCCUACUCCCAUCAACCAACAGGGUUCGAAGAAGUACCAAAUCAAACAGACUACCCCAGAUGCGAAAAAGAAGCGGAGUAAACGAACUCCGAUGCGAACUGCGAUGGAUGUUGUCAACCGCAUUAUAUGGGAUGAUGAAAUUCCUCAGGAUGCUGUCACUAUAGGCUAUGAGGAUCGAUUCUUGGGUAUCCUGGAAAAACCCUUUGAGGCGUUUUCAUGGGAACCCCUUGACAGUUUGGACUAUUACACGUUCGGGAUUCCAGAGCAUCGGAUUCAAUAUUUCAAAUAUAAGAAUAACGUAAUAUGGGACAAACGGAUCCUUUUGGAUAACGUAUUUGGCUCACAAGGUUCAGGGAUAACCAUACACAAUGUGAUAAGGCAACAGAACGAGGAUGAGGAAUCACAUAUAGCGAUGAACCAGAUUGAUUCACCGGAAAGUGACAUAGAGGAUGAUGGGAUAACGGUAUGGACUGGAACUUCCGGGGACAACCCGCGACUUGACAGAGCUGAUAAGAACGUCCCUAACGAGGACUCGGACGAAGACACUGAUGACGCUGAUGCCUAUUGGCAAAACAAAUUGCGCCCGAAUUUCUUUAUCUGCCAUCGAAUCGACUCAUCCGAGUUUGUGGAGCAAGCAGUCAAACUCCAGUCACAUGUGUGUAAGUGUGAACCUGCUUUCAAAAGUUGUUGCAUACCUCCGGCAGCCUACCACAUGACGUUGCGUACACUUCGUUUGGAUAAUGCUGAACAGGUCUCUGAAUGUGUAUGCGCUCUGAAGUCAGCCCAUGAGGAACUGCAAGACCUACUUCCAACCGAACCACUAUCGAUCCGUGGCAUCGGGAAUUUUCAUGGGCGUGUCGUCUAUGCCGCAGUGGAACCAAAUCAGCAGCUAGUAAACUUUGUAGACCAUUUGGAUCUGGUUUUGAACUCCUGCGGCCUACGUCCGACGGACGGUCGAGAUUUUGUGCCGCACAUUACCUUGGUUAAGGUUUCUAUGCUUCGUUUCGGUCCAUUCUUUCCAGGCAUGGAUGUUAGCGUGUUCCCGUCUAUUUUUGCGGAGGCACAUUCAAAGGAUUCAGCUCGUUUCGCUUUGGCUCUACGCCGUAUUGUUGAAGACAUGCAGGAAACGUUCAAUUGGUUGGAGAAGUGCAACAAACCUGUAAUCGCCGCUAUCCACGGUGCUUGUGUCGGCGGUGCUGUGGAUAUGGUUUGUGCUGCGGAUAUCCGGUACGCGUCCGAGGAUGCCUGGUUCCAAGUGAAGGAAUUGGAACUGGGCAUUGCAGCUGAUAUUGGCACGUUACAGCGUUUACCCCUCUUGUUGGGUAGUGACAGCCUCGCCCGUGAGCUGAUCUACACAGCUAGACGUUUCGAUGCUUCGGAAGCCCUCGCUUGCGGGUUUGUCAGCCGUAUGUUCAAAACUCCAGAGGAGACAGUACAAGAGGCGAUUAACACAGCCGUACAGAUUGGAAACCACAGCCCUAUAGCAGUUCAAACGACCAAACGCUCAUUACUAUUUUCAAGGGACCACGGUGUGAUGGAGGGAUUAGAUCAACUGGCUGACAUGAACCAAGUGAUGCUCCAGUCAACAGAUGUCGUCAAAGCAAUCCAGGCUGCUGCAAAAAAGCAAAAGGCGGAGUUUGACGAAUGCUAACUCGUAUUAGGUACCAUACGCUCUCGAAAUGAUCCAAUUAUUACUUGUGAUUGACUUGUUACUUACUGCAAGGAUAAUUUUAUGCUUUUGUAUACGGAAUAUCUUUUUUUCAUUGUAUCGAUACAAAUGGUGGUAACGUUUCCUCUACCCUUUUGAUGCGCGACAAAUAAAAC
Opisthorchis viverrini is the source of this 1908-nucleotide messenger RNA. RefSeq lists its product as hypothetical. Gene Ontology annotation, molecular function: delta(3,5)-delta(2,4)-dienoyl-CoA isomerase activity. Gene Ontology annotation, cellular component: mitochondrion. NCBI's taxonomy places the organism in Eukaryota, Metazoa, Platyhelminthes, Trematoda, Opisthorchiida, Opisthorchiidae. The transcript is spliced from 7 exons. The record is from RefSeq and is a predicted model, not a curated record. Bases 71 to 1735 code for a protein of 554 amino acids.